AUGGGACCUCUGCAAAGUCUGACCUUGGGCAUCAUUUGCAUAGCAGCACAAGCCUCCUGCUGGUCCAUCGAUUCCCAGCUCUAUCUGCAAAUAGACAAGUUACAUGUGAAGUCUUUUGUGCCCAAUGAGAUCCACGUGAACACCAGCAUCGAUCACCUGGAGGCCAUCAACUUCAAUCUGACCAUAAAAGUGCCCAUUCCCGGCAAACUGCUGAUGCAUAUCUUUGUCAGAAAGCUCUCCGAUACGCCGGGGGGCUCGGACUUCAAAGAUUUGGUGCGCUUUAAGAACAGGGAUCUGUGCAAGAUGCUCGACUCACUGCGGAAUAUAACCACGGCCCAUGGCCAAGGGGAGAGUCUGCUGCCGUCCACCUUCUUAAUAUCGUGUCCCUUGGUGCCAGGAUUCUACUACGUGGCCAGCAGUGCCAUUGAUGUGAAGUUUUUUUCCUUUCGCGUGCCCGACGGCCGAUAUCUGGCAAUGCUGGAACUGGUGCAGGUCUACGAGGAGGUCAUCAAACUGGUAACCUGCAGAAUCAAGUUUAGUAUGAAGACGCCACCGGGCUAUGUAGCGAAAACAGAUCUGAAUAGCAGGAAGGAAGUGGCCCAGCAGACGGAGCCUUCGAAAGAAGAGCCUCCCAGGGAAGAGCCUCAGCAGGAGCAGACAACAGAUGUUUCAGAUAGUGGCUCGAAUGACUAUGAAUAAGUUUCACCUUUUUGUUUACACAUUCGGCCAAUUCAUUUAUUAUUGGCUCCACCCUUUAGACCUGUCGCAACUUUUUACUAUCUUUCUUUCAUCAUCUUUUCUGUGCGAAAUCAAAUUUAUUGCCAUCACCGAAACUGUUUAAACGAACUGACACAUCUCACACACGUGCAGAGUCGGUCCAGAGUCAGGCCCAUGCCAAUUUAAUUGAAUUCCCCAGGGGCAUGGGAAACAAAAAGCUUAGAAAUAAACCGCUCGACGACAGCUACAGAUGCAGAUAGAUGACAAUGAGCCAUUGUUGCACUGCUGAUAUUAGAUAUCACAU
Molecule: messenger RNA, 1021 nt
Organism: Drosophila obscura
Lineage: Eukaryota; Metazoa; Arthropoda; Insecta; Diptera; Drosophilidae
Exons: 2
Coding region: 1-699 (232 amino acids)
Source: RefSeq, a predicted model, not a curated record